AUGUCAAAGCCUCCGUCUGCAUCUGAGCAUACUUGGUCGGAACCCCUGGUGACCCCGGCGACCGCGAAUCCCCAUGACGGCGUCCACCCGUCCAACCCGUCUCCAGGCAAGCAGCCGCGCCCCCCCCUCGUCCAGGAUGAGGACGGUGUCUACAAUGCCGCCUCCCCCUCGCGCGCCGAAUCCCCCACCUCGUCCCAAUGGGCCCAACCCGUCGCCCAGUUCCCACUGAAGCGGGCCACCACCUUGCCGCUGGAGCGACUCGCCCGCCCCGAGCGCGCCCAUAGCCCCCAACUGUCCGAGCGAGACAGCAUUUUCGCCACCCACUACCUCCCCUCCGAUACCGACAGCUCCGGCGCGACCGGCAACCCCAGCACCACCACCGCCGCCGCCACCGCCGCCGCCGCCCUGUCACGGCCCCCGGCCCCCCCGUCGUGGUCGUCGUCCUCGCGGCGUCCGCCUCACGCGUCGCCCUUCGAUUCCGAGGCGAUCUGGGGCGGCGGGACCCCGGCGUCCCCCUCGCCGGCGACGGGGCAGGCCUCGGUGGACGCCCGCGCCAGUCGCAGCCUGCUCUCGGCCUCCCUCAGCGAUGAUGUCGUCCUUCCCGACCGGCCUUCGCGAGCGGAGCGCCCGUCCGGGGCCCCGGGGAGCGGAACGCCAGCCGGAGUCGCCGCCAACCUGGCCAACGCCGAGCUGGCGUCGCACGUCCGCAGCCGCAAAUCGAGUCACUACCUGGGCCUCUUCAAGGAAAAUACCACCUCGCCGGAUCGGAAGCGGCGGGAGGACCGGGGGCGUGCCGACGAGCUUCCGGCGGCCGGGGACGCCCAGGCGGACCGGGAGCCGUCCGGGGAACCUCCCGCCCCGCCCGAGGCCACGGGUCGGCGAACCACCCAGAGCGUGCCGCGCCUCUCCUGGCACGACCCCCCGGUCAUGGCGCCGACGCCCCCCGACACCGACCUGCGGCACGCGCGGAGCGACGACCUGUCCAUCCGCCCGCCGACCGCCCUGCCGCGCAGCCUGCUCGAGGAGAUCCGCAACUUUCACCUGACCCCGGGCGGCGCGCGGGGCUCCUCGUUCUCCGAGAGCAUCCCCACCCAGUACGCCGAACGGGGCGGCGACUAUCUCAACAAGGGGACCCCCGGGGACGAGACCGCGGACCGCGGGUCGCGGCGGGGGUCGUCGGGCGGUCCCGUCGAGGACGAGGAGGACGAGCAGAUCGCCUCGGCCGUCUACUUCCCCCACGAGUCCGUCGCGGUGUCGGAGGCGGUGGACCCCCGGCGGCGCUCGGGCGCCACGGACGAGCUGCCGGACGGAGCCCCGCCGCUGGCCGUCUCGCCAGCCCCGCGGAAUCACCUGCUAGUGCCCACGCGACAGAGUCCGCCCGAGGGGCCCGAGCCCAGCCACGUCGACAUCUCCCUGCGACGACCGCCCCCCGCGCCGUCUCUCGGCGCCCUCCUCCCCGACGACGAGUCGACCUGCGGGUCGGAGAACAGCUCGGUGGAUGGCAGCGAGAUCUCCGUUCUGGACGAGGAGUCGAGCGUGACCGACGACGUCGACGUGCCGCCGACCGACGACGUCGACGUGACCCCGACCGCGACCCCGACCCAGGGCGCCCGCACGUGGCGGCACCGCCGCAAGCAGCACGGCCAACUCGUCGGCGCCGUCGAGUUGAAGCCCUACCGCCAUCAGGUCGGCGGCCACACCACCGUCUUUCGCUUCUCCCGCCGCGCCGUGUGCAAGCAGCUCAACAACCGCGAAAACGAGUUUUACGAGCGGAUCGAACGCCGUCACCCGGACAUGCUGAUGUUCCUCCCACGAUACAUCGGCGUCUUGAAUGUGACCUUUUCGAAAACCCCCAAGCGACCCAAGGCGGCCUCCGAGAGUCAAGAGCAGCCGCCAAACGCUGCCGAUCGACUCGUCAGCCGCGCCCGGGAGCCUCCCCUCGCCGAGCCCGCCUCCGUGAGCGGCGCCCCCCUGUCCGAGGUCGUCGAGAAACCGCGCAUCUUCAGUCAGAGCCAGGUUACGGGUAUCAUCCCCAAGGUCAUCCUGGAGAACAACCGCCACAUCAUUCCCGCUGAUCUCUUCUCCCGCCCCCAGCGCCCCCGCACCGCCGACGGCGUGCGCCCGAGUCGGCCGCGAUCCGCCCAGGGCCCCGGGGCGCCGCCCGAUCCGUCCCCGCUGACGAGCGGCCGUGCCGCCGGAGAGGAGGACCCGGUUCCCACCACUUCCCCCCGCAAGCCGCUGUCGCGACCCAUCUGGGGCGCCACGACCGUUAACCGGAAGCUGCAGGAGCAGGUCCUCCGGGAAGUCUUCAGCCCCCCGGCCAUCCACCACCACCGUCGGCACCCGCGCGGCCAUCUCAACCUCCCGCGCACCACCUCCGACGGGGGCCGUCGCCGCGCCAAUCAGUCCGAGGACCAAACGGCCAGCAGCCGUCGCAGCGCCCCGGCGCCCCCCGACCCCCCGCGGUCCACGGCCAUCGACAUCGCGACGACGGCGGGUGAUUCCCAGGGGUUGUCGUCGUCCGCCUCCACGGCGUUGGACGCCGCCACGUCCUCCCGCCUAGAGAAGAUCCGAACGGAGGAGGCGGCGCCGCCCCGGUCGAAUUCGCUGUCGCGCACCCGUCCGGUGCGACGCCGUCAUUCCGGCAGCGGCCUGCAGCGGCUCGGCAGUCUCGACGCGGAGCACCCCGGCGGAGACCUGGUGUUCGUCGACGACGACGGGUACGGUGGCGACCAGGAGGACGAGAUCUUCGCGAUGGAGGGCGAUGCGUCCAUGCCCCGCCGCCGCCCCCCCGAGGAGACCGCGCACACGCCCUUCGACCUCGUGCGCACCGACCCGACAGGCACCGGCGGCGGCGGCCGGUUCGCGCUGCCGUCCAACCCCAAAGAGGCUCAGACCCGGAAGGACGAACGCGUGCAGUUCUUCCUGCUGCUGGAGGAUCUGACGGCGGGCAUGAACCGGCCCUGCGUGCUGGACCUGAAGAUGGGCACGCGGCAGUACGGGAUCGACGCCGAUGAGAAGAAGAAGAAGUCUCAGCGCCGCAAGUGCCAGUCGACCACCUCGCAGCAGCUGGGGGUCCGGCUCUGCGGCAUGCAGACCUGGAACGUCCGCAAGCAGGAGUACACCUUCGAGGACAAGUACUUUGGCCGCGAUCUCAAGUCCGGCCGCGAGUUCCAGGAUGCGUUGACCCGGUUCCUGUACGACGGCGUCAGCUACUCGAGCGUGGCGAAGAAGAUCCCCAUCAUCCUCGAUCAGCUGGCCCGGCUCGAGAACAUCAUCCGACGGCUGAAGCGCUAUCGCCUCUACGCGAGCAGUCUGCUGAUCCUCUACGACGGCGAGCAGGCCCCCGCUGCGGACGACCCGCGGUCCGGACGCGCGCCGAACGACGGACACAACAACCCGAACGUCCACCUGAAGAUCGUGGACUUUGCGAACUGCGUGACCGGUGAGGACGGCGUGCCCCCCACGGCGCGUUGUCCUCCGCACCAUCCCGACGACAUCGACCGCGGCUACCUCCGGGGGCUGCGGUCGCUGCGCAUGUACUUCCAACGCAUCCUGAAGGAGAUCACCGAGGACGACUACAUCGAACGCGGCGAGGGCGAAGCCAUCGGCUUUCGGGUGCAGAUGGCCGGGCACGAGGUGUCGUCGGACCGCUACUGGGAUGAAGGGGUCGUGGAGAGCGAUCCGGGUGAAGUUAGUAUGUAG
Molecule: messenger RNA, 3705 nt
Organism: Aspergillus campestris IBT 28561
Lineage: Eukaryota; Fungi; Ascomycota; Eurotiomycetes; Eurotiales; Aspergillaceae
Product: inositol polyphosphate kinase KCS1
Exons: 5
Coding region: 1-3705 (1234 amino acids)
Biological process (GO): phosphatidylinositol phosphate biosynthetic process; inositol phosphate biosynthetic process
Cellular component (GO): nucleus; cytoplasm
Molecular function (GO): inositol hexakisphosphate kinase activity
Source: RefSeq, a predicted model, not a curated record